Molecule: messenger RNA, 1005 nt
Organism: Cuscuta campestris
Lineage: Eukaryota; Viridiplantae; Streptophyta; Magnoliopsida; Solanales; Convolvulaceae
Source: the annotation of a GenBank genome assembly
AAAGGGAAGGAAGAAAAGCGAAAAUGGGUCAUUUGAGUGUGAGGAGAAAGAUCCUGCUGCGGACCGCCAUCCUACAGGCGCAUCUCACGCGCCUCUGGCAACAAAUCCUCGCCCGCCGCGUCCACAAGGCGGUCAAGUACCGGCAGCUGCCUCGCUGCUCCUCCGCCGCCUCCUCCGCCGUCCCCUCCCCUUCUCCGCUCCCGCCCGAUGCCGACGUUGAUUACGGCUUCGCCGUCGGCACAUCGCAGCCGCCCUGCUUCGAUCUCGACAAGGACGCGUCCGAUUUGGUCUCCUUGAAAAUCAGCCUCCUCGGCGAUCAUCAAAUCGGCAAAACCAGCUUUCUGACGAAAUACGUGGGCAAGGAGAGAGCGAAGCUGUGGUCUUCAGGGACGGGGCUGAAUCAGGUGGACAAGACGAUCAAUGUGAAAGGGGCUCAGAUAUCCUUCAACAUUUGGGAAGUGGAAGGCACAGAUUUUUCCUCUCAGUACCAUAUCCAUGCUGCGUGUAAUGACUCUGUGGCCAUGUUCUUCAUGUUUGAUCUCACCAGUAGGUGCUCCCUCAAUAGUGUCCUGGGGUGGUACCAACAAGCCAGGAAAUGGAAUCAGGCUGCAAUUCCCGUUAUGAUCGGGACCAAGUUUGACGAUUUCGUGGAACUGCCUUUGGAUUUGCAAUGGACAAUUGCCAGUGAGGCAAGAGCAUAUGCAAAGGCACUGAAUGCAACACUGUUCUUCUCAAGUGCAACUUACAACAUCAAUGUGAAUAAGAUCUUCAAGUUCAUCACAGCAAAGCUCUUCAACUUGCCAUGGAAGGUGGAGAGAAACCUGACAAUUGGUGAACCCAUGAUUGAUUUCUAGUUUCAUUGUGUGUGCCUGUGUGUGUAUAUAUAAUUUACAAGUCAACCGGUUGCUGUAUCCAGCGACUCGGGUUGUUUUCGUUUUCAAUAGAUGCAUUCAUCUUUCUUUUGGUAGUCGGCAUUGUUUGUAAACAGCCAUAAGUUUCUUGUUC